AUGAAGGUCUUCUUCCUUCUUUUAGUACAUCUUUCUGUAUGUUUAGGCUUGCCUCGGCUUGUAAGCUUGCAAGAUGAAGGUACUGAGAAGCAAGAACUGUACGAAACUAAGUACUUGGAUGUUAAGAUUGACCACACUGACUUUACAAGUAUUCAGAACUUCAGUUUGAAGUAGGUCUUACAGUUUUUUCUAAAGUAAAAUAUAACGUUUAUUUAAGGCUUAACACUUUAAAGUUAUAAAGACCUAAUUGUUCGUAUUUUAUAUUGUUUUAAAUUGACAUUUGACGAAUAAUGUUUUAGGUACUUGGUAAACAGCACUCACUACAAACCCGGAGGGCCUUUGUUCUUCUACAUGGGGAAUGAAGGUGUUAUUGAAGGAUUCGCCGAGAACACAGGCAUUAUGUACAGUAUGGCACCAAGCUUUAAUGCCUUGAUUGUGUUUGCUGAACAUAGGUAUUACGGUAAUGGCACCUCUAUGCCUUUUGGUCAUGACAGUUACAACGUAAGUAUAAAAUCAACAGAACAAAAGGUCAAAAAAUUUUGCAAAAAAAUUUUUAAAAUUAUUUAAUUUAUUUUAGACAACAGAACACGCCAAGUAUCUGACUACCGGCCAGACUAUAAACGACUUUGCCGUGGUUAUCAAAACGCUUCGAAAAGAGUUCAACUUUACUACAGUAAUCGGAUUCGGAGGCUCUUACGGUGGCAUGUUGGCCGUGUGGAUGAGAGAGAAGUUCCCACAUCUGGUGCACGGUGUUUGGGCCGCUUCUGCUCCCAUAAACCAGUUCAGGAAUUCCGACAAUCCUCCAGAAGGCUUUACACACGCGGUUUCAGAGACUUUGGCCAAAUUUGGAUGUAACCUUAGUACUACGCACGAAGCAUUGUUGGCCAUUGACAAAGGUGUAGUCUUUGUAUUGACUUUGAAACGGAUUAUUGUAUCUUUUAUUAUGUUCUUACAGUUAAAAUUGAAUUUUAGUGGACUACACUGAGUUGAACAAGAUCUUCAACAUUCCACAGAAGUCGUUAUUGAAGAAUAAUACUGACAGAUACUUGGUCACAAAUUAUGUCAGAAAUGCAUUAGAAUACGGAGCGAUGACAGUAUAUCCAUACCCAGCAAACUUUCUCACCAGACUACCUGCUUGGCAUCUUGUUGUAAGUGUUUAAUCAUUUAGAAGGCUAGUUUGAACCACACAUGCUACUUUAAUUUAAACUAGCAGUUUAAGUAACUCAUGCAAAUUACAAUAUAUUACUCAUUACAAUGCUUGUUGUAGCACUCAUUAUAUACACUUUAGCCAGCAUGCAAACCUUUGAGCCAACCCGACCUAGACACUCCUCAAAAGCUAGUCCAAGCCCUGUAUGAGUCGGUUGUUGUAUACUACAAUGAGACUGAAAGCUGUGUAGUCAGUAGCGUAUGUGGAGAUCCCUCAAUCAAGAACCUCGGCUACCUACCUGGCUGGUACUGGCAGACUUGUACUGAGAUCGGAAUGCCCAUGGCUGCUGCUGGAUGGCCCAAUGACAUAUUCUGGGAUGAAAUUGGAAAUCAAACGAGAACGGAUCUUAUUUUAAAACCAUGUGAAGGAGCUGGGGAUCUUUUUGAGGGAUAUAACACUACUAUGUUUGAUAUCGAUGCUAUUGAGAGAUUGUACGGACUGAACGCUGAAGAGUCGAGUAGGAUGAUACUGACUCAAGGAGAACUUGAUCCGUGGAGGUCUGGAAGACCCACAUUGCAUAAGGAUGCGAUCGACCGAGAGUUAUAUGACAUAACCAUCUCCGCUGCCGCUCAUCACUUGGACUUACGCUGGCCUAACACUUGUGAUCCAGCUUCUGUGGUCGAAGCUAGGAAAAUGGUAUUUUUAUCUAUAAGCUGCCUGGUGAUCUUGAUUGCCAUUUUAUAUUCUAGGUUCUUACUCUAAUGUAUUCUUUAUCCUUUAAAAUUCCAGAUUUACAAGAUUCUGAAGUGCUGGACUGGACAAGAUGAUGGAAAGUGGAGUUGUGACGCCCACGAUCUCUUGGUAACUCUACCUGACGUCACGACAUACGAUAACGGAGACAAGACCUGUGAAGUCAUAUACAAUUUUGAUUAUAGGAAGAACGCCGGCUAUCUUACCCAUGUAUCUCUGUUAACAUUGUUGCUCGGUUUAACGUUAUUCCGAUUGUAAUUGUUUGUACAUAUUACUCUAAUAAAAGGAAACGCUUUGUUCAAACAAAUGGGAACGUUUCAUUUAAGUCGAAUGACAUCCAGAAACACGCCGUUGGUAUGACAGCUAACCUACUGACUAGUCUGGUUCUAGUUCUCUAUCUUAACUAUGCCACCGGAGGUCUGAUUGAUUGGGCGUUGAGUAAGAAGGGACAGAUUGUGGAUGAUGAUGACAGAUACACCUACACUGAAGCAUACCAUUACAAGUACUUUACUGAUCAAAUCAAUGUCACGGAAUCUGUGAUGUGGGCUACUACGGCUUCUGUCAUGGUGACUUCUCCUGUUACACCUGCCACACCUAUCAGUAAGGUUUUAAAGUGAUUUAAAACACAGUUUCACUGUAUCUUGUGAUAAGAAAAAUAUUUUAAAAUUGCAUAUUGUGCUAGUUAAUGGUUUUCAGAAUGCGACGACGACCGUGCUUGGGAUUGUCAGAUAAAACGUGCCCAAUGUCACGUCCCGGCCUACUUUCGGUUGAUGAAGAAGUUGUGUGCAACUACAUGUCGCUCUUGUGUAUGUAUGGACAGAGACAGCCGAUGCAAAGCCUUUGUGGCCAACGGCUUCUGCAACGUCCGCUUCUACUCCAAACAAACGAAACUCUUAUUCUGCGGUAAAAGUUGUGGAUUGUGUGAAGAAAAUACGAAAACAGAAUAAAGUCUUUGUCGUGGUGUGAUUCAUUUGCGGUAGUGGUAUCUUAUUGUAGCCAUAAUAUGUUCAAUAAAAACGGUUUUUGACAGAAAUUACUUUUUUAACAUGUUAAGACUGUCACUUCUUAUCAUUGCGUAUUGUAGAUGUUUACUUUCACUUGAUGGUAGGUUUUUUAUUUAAUAAAUGUAAUAUUUUUUAAAUUAUAUAACCUUCAUAUUGUACCGUUAGUAGUAGCCAUACUCAACAUCUUCAAUCUCAUGUGUUAUUAAAUUUAGUGCUUUGCAAAGACCUGAGAUUAAACUGUAACCCUGACCUGUGUGAGUUGCCCACCUAUAAAAACGUAAUGAAAAGACAAUGCCGAAGGACUUGUGGCUACUGUGAGCCAUGUGAAGAUAAGAAGGGAAAGGUCGUGUGUCGAGAGUCACGGUUAUUAUGUCCUGAACCCUUCUUCGAACCCAUUCUUAAACGAUAUUGUGCCAAAAGUUGUAACUUCUGUGGGGCAGGGAAGAAAGCAAAGGACAAGAAACAGAAAGGUGGCAAGCAUGUCAAUGCAGACAUAGCACAGAUCGACAUGCUCGACACAUGUAGAGACAAAAGCAAGGAUUGUGAAGCAGAAGCUACGUUUUGUGAAGGUAGAAUUCGAGGUGACGUUUUGAAGGUAAGAUAAAGAUAUUACCGUAAGAAGAAUCGCUUUAUACCAUUGUCGGCCACAAAAUAAGCAUUGUUUCCAACCAUUACAAGUAGCAACUUUUACAAAAAAAACCAAGAACAUUAUAGGUUAUGUGUGCAGAAACAUGUGGCUACUGUGAAUCACACCAUUGCCAAAACUAUGAAACCCUUUGUGAACACGACCUCGUUGGUGAAUUCAUGCAGAAACGAUGCAAAGACACCUGUAGCGUGGUGA
Messenger RNA from Bursaphelenchus okinawaensis, 3742 nucleotides. The record is from the annotation of a GenBank genome assembly. NCBI's taxonomy places the organism in Eukaryota, Metazoa, Nematoda, Chromadorea, Rhabditida, Aphelenchoididae.